This is a messenger RNA of Cannabis sativa, 1850 nucleotides long. RefSeq names its product fatty acyl-CoA reductase 3. The record is from RefSeq and is a predicted model, not a curated record. Gene Ontology annotation, molecular function: alcohol-forming very long-chain fatty acyl-CoA reductase (NADP+) activity. Gene Ontology annotation, cellular component: intracellular membrane-bounded organelle. Gene Ontology annotation, biological process: suberin biosynthetic process; long-chain fatty-acyl-CoA metabolic process. The transcript has 10 exons. The coding region runs from base 158 to 1642 and encodes 494 amino acids. Lineage: Eukaryota; Viridiplantae; Streptophyta; Magnoliopsida; Rosales; Cannabaceae.
CUCUAUGUCAUGAUAAUUACCAUUGUCCUAUACAUUAUUACCCCUUCCUCUUCCUUUAUAUAACAACUUCAUUCCUCUCACAUCUUCCUUCAAAAUCAUUCUCAAUAUUCUCUCUUUCUCUCUCUAUAAUUAUAUAUAUAUUUCAUUUUCUCUCUCAAUGGAGUUGGAUAGUGUAUUGAAAUUUCUUGAGAACAAGACCAUUUUGGUGACUGGUGCUACUGGCUUUCUGGCAAAGAUUUUUGUGGAGAAAAUACUUAGGGUUCAACCUAAUGUGAAAAAACUCUACCUUCUUUUAAGAGCGUCUGAUGUCAAAUCGGCCACACAACGUUUGAAUACCGAGAUUCUCAACAAAGAUUUAUUCAAAGUAUUAAAGGAAAAAAUGGGUGGAAAUUUCAACAAUUUUGUUGGAGAAAAAAUAUGUGUGAUGGGAGGAGACAUUACUUGUGAGGAUUUGGGAGUAGAAGACUCUAAUUUGAGACAUCAAAUGUUGACUCAAUUAGAUGCAAUUGUUAAUUUGGCUGCAACCACAAAUUUUGAUGAAAGAUAUGAUGUUUCACUAUAUCUCAACACAAUGGGACCUAAGUAUGUAUUGAACUUUGCCAAGCAGUGUACCAAAUUAAAGAUUCUAGUUCAUGUCUCCACAGCUUAUGUUGCAGGAGAAAAGGAAGGAGUAAUUGUUGAAAGUCCAUGUGAGAUGGGUGAGAGUCUUAAUGGUGCAAUUGGUUUAGAUAUCAAUAAUGAGCUAAAUCUUCUCCAACAAAAACUCAAACAACUUCAACCUAAUAAUUCUGAUCUUACAAACUCCCAAAUUACUCUUGCUAUGAAAGAUUUUGGUCUCCAAAGGGCUAAGGAAUUUGGAUGGCCAAACACAUAUGUAUUCACAAAGGCAAUGGGAGAAAUGAUAUUAGAAGAAGAAAAGGCAAAUAUAAAUGUUGUGAUAUUAAGGCCUACCAUUGUUACAAGCACUUACAAAGAACCCUUUCCAGGUUGGGUUGAAGGGAUUAGAACAAUUGAUAGUAUGGCAGUGGGAUAUGCUAAAGGAAAAUUGACAUGUUUUCUAGGUGAUUUGGAGUCCAUUGUUGAUGUUAUUCCAGCUGAUUACGUAGUGAAUGCCAUAGUUGUAGCUAUGGCAGUUCACGGGAACGAUCCUUACUUAAAUAGAAAAAUCUAUCAAGUGGGCUCGUCGAUGAGAAACCCUGUGAAAUACCGAGAACUCCAAGAGUUUGGGUAUCGUUAUUUCUCAAUGAAACCAUGGAUAAACAAGGAUGGAAAGCCUAUCAAGGUUCAAAAGGUUACAAUUUUGAGUGACAUGGAAAGCUUCCAAAGAUACAUGACCAUUCGUUACUUGCUCUUCUUAAAGGGUUUGGAAUUGGUGAACAAUGCAUUUUGCCAAUAUUUUCAAGGAACAUAUCUUCAUCUUAGUAGAAAGAUUAAAUAUGUUAUGAGACUUGUGGAGCUAUACCGACCUUACUUAUUCUUCAAAGGAGUAUUCGAUGACAUAAACACAGAAAGAUUGAUAAUGGAAACGAAGGAAAGUGGGAUUGAAACAGAAAUAUUUUACUUCGACGCAAAGACAAUCAAUUGGGAAGAAUAUUUUCUCACUGUUCAUGUUCCUGGCAUAGUCAAAUAUGUUUUCAAAUGAUAUAUAAUUAAUUAAUUAAUUCAAAUUGUUUUAAAUUAUAUUAUAAUUAUUAUUUUAUAAAUAAUUAAUAUUGGUUUAUUGUGAACUCAAUUAUAUUAUUGUUUAUUUGUAUUAAUAUCUUAAUUAUAAAUUUAAUAUAUAUACGUCUGAAACAUAUGCAUGCAUGCAUGCAUGCAUGGUACGUACUACGUGCUAAUAUUGAAUGUAA